Salvia splendens (bonfire salvia) is the source of this 686-nucleotide messenger RNA. Its product is annotated as protein NONRESPONDING TO OXYLIPINS 2, mitochondrial. The transcript is spliced from 3 exons. Lineage: Eukaryota; Viridiplantae; Streptophyta; Magnoliopsida; Lamiales; Lamiaceae. The record is from RefSeq and is a predicted model, not a curated record. The coding region runs from base 113 to 385 and encodes 90 amino acids.
CAAAUCUUGAAGUCCAACAUUUGAAGCGCAGAGCACCAACGCGCUUGAGCUUCUUCUAAUACCUCUCCAAAACCCUCAAUUCACCUUUUCUUCCAGCCACCGCUCUUCAACAAUGGCGUCUCGAUGCAGAACGAUCUCAAGGCCAGCAAUGAGCUUUCUCAAAUCCUCCUUCUCAAAGCCCUCAAGCACACCCAUGUUCUCAGCUCAAUCGCCGCGCCUCUCCCCAUCCCCAUUUUCUAGUCCAUUGCCUCAAAUGGCUAUGCUCCAAUCUCUGUUACCGCUUCACUCGGCAUUGUCGUCGGCUCGGCUAACCUCUUGUCUAGGCAUAGACACCAAGGGCUGCAGAUCUUUGUCUCAGGAACUAGGUCUCUCUGUCCCACGAUGAGAGAGGAAACGCAAUAAAGGUUGAAGAAAGAUACUUCCUGUUUGAUGGAUCAUGUCUCCCUUUUCGACAGUGUAUACUUUCACAAUUUACUUACAGAGAGAAUCUUUGGCUCAUUUUUGUAUAAGCAAAAAUAUCUUCUCUUGCAUGCUGAAAAUCCUGUGUUUUUAGAGAAUUGAAUCAUUGUACUCGUCUUUCAACAUGGUCUUAUUGAUCAAGUUAGUCAUUAGUUUGCUUUUGUUAUAUACUCCUAUAUCUUAUUAUAGGUCUUGUGCACAUCGAGCCUGAGCCCAGACUUCUUACA